AUGGAUAAAUAUACUCUGGAAAUUAAAAAUUAUUUCAUGUUGGGAGAAUUUGUCUUUCUUGGGCUUUCUUCCCACCCACAGCUCCAUUUUCUUUGUGCUAGUUUCGUGGAUGUACUGAUGAUCCUGCUGGGAAAUGGAAUCCUUAUCUCAGUUACCAUCUCUGAUUUUCAUUUGCACACUCCCAUGUACUUGUUCCUCUCUAACCUUUCUUUCUUGGACAUUUGCUAGACAAGUUCCUCUGUUCCACUAAUUCUUGACAACUUUCUGAGUAAGGAAAGGAUUUCUUUCUCUGGGUGCAUGGUACAAAUGUUUCUCUCCUUUGCUAUGGGGGCCACAGAGUGUGUACUUCUAGGAAUGAUGGCACUUGACCGCUAAGUAGCUAUUUUCUCUCCACAGAGAUACCCUGUCAUAAUAGCCUAUGUGCCCAUGGCAGGUGGAUCCUGGAUUGCUGCACUUGUUGACUCAGUGGUACAGACAUCUCUCAAUGUAUUACCAUUCUAUGCUAAUAAUGUCAUUAACCAUUUUGUCUGUGAAAUUCUGGCUAUCCUAAAACUGGCCUAUGCUGAUAUAACAAUCAAUGUGAAAAGCAUGGCAGGGUGAAAUCUGAGUGUUCUGGUCAUUCCAUUACUAGUAAUUUCCAUCUCUUACAUUUUUAUUGUUGCUACCGUUCUGAGGAUCCCUUCCACAGAAGGAAAGUGUAAGGCUUUCUCCACCUGCUCAGUUCAUCUGACAGUGGUGACUAUAGUCUAUGGAACCAUCUUCUUCCUGUAUGCCAAGCCAAAGUCAAAAAGCUCUUUUGGCAUAGAUCAUCAAAAUAUCUUUAGAGUCCUCAUCUCCCUCUUUGGAGUGAUGAUCUCAAUGCUCAAUCCUCUCCUCUACAGUUUAAGGAACAAGGAUGUAAAGGCUGCUGUGAAGAACAUGCUGGAUAGGAAAAAUUCUUCUAAAUGGAACGUGAAUAUUGAUUUAUAUUAUACAAACUCAGUACUGAAGCAGCUGCAGUUCAAAAAGAAAAAUCACUGUAUGAAAACUAAUUCACCAAGUAACAUUCUAAACAAUAUGGUAGAAAUAUUUUGA
Molecule: messenger RNA, 1074 nt
Organism: Condylura cristata (star-nosed mole)
Lineage: Eukaryota; Metazoa; Chordata; Mammalia; Eulipotyphla; Talpidae
Product: olfactory receptor 13C8
Biological process (GO): G protein-coupled receptor signaling pathway
Cellular component (GO): membrane
Molecular function (GO): olfactory receptor activity; G protein-coupled receptor activity
Source: RefSeq, a predicted model, not a curated record